CAGAAGUAAACAAUCCACCUUGCUAUCAUGUACCUGUGGAAUUCGGUCAAUCUGGAUAACUCGGCGCUGUAUCGUCGCUCUGCCCAGCCCCAAACACCGAUAAACUCCGUCGACGAGCAGGACAAGCUGCUGAAUGAAGCGAUGACGGUGGUCCGGUCACAGUCGUUCCAGAUGAAACGCUUUCUGGACAAGGAUCGGCUAAUGGAGGCGAUGCGUUGCGCUUCGACAAUGCUCGGGGAGCUGCGAACAUCGCUGCUUUCGCCCAAAAGCUACUACGAGCUGUACAUGGCCAUUACGGAUGAGUUGCGCCAUUUCGAGCAUUAUCUGCUGGACGAAUUUCAGAAGGGUCGCAAAGUGCCGGAUCUCUACGAACACGUGCAGUACGCGGGCAACAUCGUGCCACGGCUGUAUCUGCUCAUUACGGUCGGAUUAGUGUACAUCAAAACGAACAGCGCCCUCAAGCGCAGCAUCCUGAAGGAUUUGGUAGAAAUGUGUCGUGGUGUGCAACAUCCUUUGAGGGGUCUGUUCUUGCGGAACUAUCUGCUGCAAUGUACGCGCAACAUCCUGCCGGACACGAUGAUGGUGGGUGCGUCCGGCGAUGAAAACGAAGGCACAGUGAUCGAUGCCAUCGAUUUCGUGCUAACCAACUUUGCCGAGAUGAAUAAGCUGUGGGUGCGGAUCCAACAUCAGGGACAUUCGAGUGAAAAAGCACGGCGCGAGAAGGAGCGCGAAGAGCUAAAGAUUUUGGUCGGAACAAAUCUGGUCCGAUUGUCACAGCUCGAAUCGGCUACGCUCGAUAUCUACCAGCGGCUCAUUCUGCCCGGUAUCCUCGAGCAGGUAGUCAGCUGUCGGGAUGCGAUCGCCCAGGAGUAUCUUAUGGAGUGCAUUAUCCAAGUGUUUCCAGACGAAUUCCAUCUGCAAACGUUGGACCCGUUCUUGAAAUCAUGCGCCCAACUACAACCGGGUGUGAAUGUAAAAAACAUUAUCAUUUCAUUAAUCGACCGACUGGCGCUGUACAACCAGCGUAAUGGCAAGGUCACGCAAACGUCGGCGGGAACCACGGAAGUGAUAUCCGCCAUACCUGCCGAGGUUCAGCUGUUUGAGGUGUUUAGCACGCAGAUAGCCAACAUCGUUCAACUUCGAACGGACAUGCCAAUGGAGGAUACGGUAUCGCUGCAGGUAGCACUUGUCAGUCUGGCCCAGAAGGUGUACCCCGAACGGGUAGACUACGUGGACAAAGUGCUCGAAACAACGGCUCAAAUCUUGGAUCGUUUGAAGCUAUCCAACAUUUCACAUUCCCUGUCGGUCAACCAGGAACUGUCGCGAUUGCUGCGGUUAUGCAUCGAUUUCUACAACAACAUACUGACGAUUCUGCAGUUAAAAUUCUUCACGCCUUUGCUGGAAAAGUUCGACUACACCUCACGGAAAGCACUUGCUCUGUACAUCGUGAUGAAUAUUCUCGAGAACGAGACGCUUGUCCCAACGGCCGAACAGGUGGACAGUGUGCUAACGAUCAUUGCACCGCUUAUACGCGAUCAAGACGACCAACCGGCGGACGUCCGUGUUAACAUGGAGGAUUUUGCCGAGGAUCAGGGCAUUGUAGGACGGUUCGUACAUUUGCUACGCUCGGACGAUCCUGACACGCAGUACAAAAUACUGAUCGCUGCCCGUAAGCAUUUCGGAAUGGGAGGACAGCAGCGCAUCCGCUACGUGCUACCACCGCUCGUGUUUCAGGCUUACCAGCUGGCCUACAAAUACAAGUCCAUUGCAGCGGAAGACGAUAUGUGGGACAAAAAGUGCCAGAAGAUUCUACAAUUUUGCCACAGUACCAUUGCCGUGCUGGCAAAAUCGGAACUACCCGAGUUGGCGUUGCGUAUGUACCUUCAGGGUGCACUGUGCAUUGGGCAGAUUGCCUACACCAACCAUGAAGCCGUUGCAUACGACUUCAUGACACAGGCAUUUUCUCUCUACGAAGAUGAAAUUUCUGACUCCAAAUCACAGUUCGCUGCCAUCACGCUUAUAAUUUCAACCGUUGAACAGAUGACCUGCUUCUCGGAAGAAAAUGCCGAACCCUUGCGCACUAGCUGUGCAUUGGCCGCCUCGAAGCUGCUUAAAAAACCGGACCAAUGCCGGGCAGUGGUAACAUGUGCCAGCCUCUUCUGGAGUGGAAAGCAAAACGGCCAAGAGUUGCGUGACGAGAAACGUACCCUCGAGUGUUUAAAAAAAGCAGCCAAAAUAGCUUCGCAAUGCUUGGACGUCGGUGUACAGCUGCAGCUGUACGUGGAGCUGUUGAAUCAUUACAUUUUCUACUUCACCCGAGGAAAUACGCAAAUCACCGUAUUGAUGCUUAAUCAGUUGAUAGCGAAAAUCAACGAAGAACUCCCCAAUUUGGAACCCACGGAAGAAACGAAGCAAAUUGAGAUGCAUUAUCAAAACACAUUGGCACACAUUCGCAGUCGGAUGGAAUCGACCGAUGCUGGACUGGAGGCAUCUUUUGCCGAUAUUACAUUGAAUUAG
Molecule: messenger RNA, 2517 nt
Organism: Anopheles maculipalpis
Lineage: Eukaryota; Metazoa; Arthropoda; Insecta; Diptera; Culicidae
Gene: Vps35
Product: vacuolar protein sorting-associated protein 35
Exons: 6
Coding region: 28-2517 (829 amino acids)
Biological process (GO): retrograde transport, endosome to Golgi; intracellular protein transport
Cellular component (GO): retromer, cargo-selective complex; retromer complex; late endosome
Source: RefSeq, a predicted model, not a curated record